Messenger RNA from Cooperia oncophora, 390 nucleotides. The record is from the annotation of a GenBank genome assembly. Lineage: Eukaryota; Metazoa; Nematoda; Chromadorea; Rhabditida; Trichostrongylidae.
AUGUGCGACCGAACGAUUUGGAUGCGCGAAACCAAUGGCGAAGAACUUACGGUCGACUGCAGAAGGAGUAGUCCAAGUCGAAUAAGAAACAGGUGUUUUCAGUUCGGAUAUGCUGUUAUAUUUGCUGUUGGACAAGCUAAAACGCUGUCAGGUAAUGAUGCAGUAAAUUACGAAGCAUCGAUUUAUGGCGAUAUUUUGCAAAGCGAUUUCAUCGACGCAUACCGAAAUCUCACUUUAAAGAGCAUUGCCGCGUUUCGAUACGUUGCAGUCACUUGUCCGAAUGCACGAGCAGUCGUCAAGUUGAACGACGUCAUCGGUUGGAAUAUCGAGAACUCAAAGCCUAUAAUCGCUAAUGCUAUAGAGGACGGAAAAAUCCAUUGCAGUCGGUAG